AACGAACGGCACCCUCUACUUUCCUAAAGAAGUGACCUACCCCCUUCUCACUUCGUGAUCCUCAUCCUUUUAGCGCAAAACUUUCCUCCAAACACAUUCAGUACUCACUCUUGCAAUUCGACAACAAUGGAAGCUCUCAUCUCCCAAUUCACCUUCCUAUCAGAUGAAGCUUUACAAGACAAGAACUUCGAUCCCUCCACGAUCGAAGAUCUGAUGAAAUUGUUCGAGAUAGAAGCGUACAAGGCAUGGGCAGCCAUGGAACUCGAGCAAGAAAAUGAGGUUGAAGCCGCUGAGAUUGAGUUGGCGGAAGCGGAAGACGAGCUCGAUUCAUCCAUGGAGAGGGCCAUGGACGAGUUCAGGCGGUUCGAGGAGGAGAUGGAACGAAUGGCGGAGGAAGAAUUGAGUCGUCUGGAAGAAACUGCAGAGAGGGCGAGAAAGAUGGGGAAAUUGACGGAAAAUGCUGCCAGUGUUGCUUCAAAGAGAUAUAUUGAGGCUGCUUUGAAUUCUGCCACUGCUUCAAUGAAAUCUGCCUGGAAGGGAAUUUCCUCCAACAAGGUUCAUCCUAAUUAAGAAAACAUGAAUUUCUUUCAUUAAUCUGUAACUGGUAAGAAAUGUUAUUUGGCUUUUGAUUUUGCAAGUUCUAUAUAUGGCGAAUAAAGUUAGAUCCAUGACUUCUUCAUCAAA
Molecule: messenger RNA, 684 nt
Organism: Tripterygium wilfordii
Lineage: Eukaryota; Viridiplantae; Streptophyta; Magnoliopsida; Celastrales; Celastraceae
Exons: 1
Coding region: 127-570 (147 amino acids)
Source: RefSeq, a predicted model, not a curated record